UGUGUAACCUGAUUCCUGGGCUUGCAGGACAGUUCUGGUGCUUACCAGCCAUGGCAGGGCAGCGUCACAGCUGCUAGCCCCCCUUUUUAGGCAGCAGCCACUGCAAACUUUACACAGAAGCUGAUUCGUAUGGUGGUCAAAUAUCUCUGGGGUUGGACUAGGCAAUUCUGUGUUUGUUUUUGGAGGUUUUUAUUUUAUUUAUGAACUUUUAUUUAAUCAGGACGUGCCAUUGAGGUUAGAAGACCUCUUUCCCAAGGAAGACUUGGAAGUUUUCUGGGUAUAUUUAUAUUUUUUGGAGCAUAGAAAAGAACAAAAAUGGAUAGGAAAUUGAAUCUUAACCGAGCCGAGACUUUUUCCUUCAUCAACCCUUGGAUAAGGUACUUCCUGUUCUUUUUCAGCUUCUUGUUCUGGGUCUUCUCCUUGCUGAUUGUUGCUAUAGGGGUAUAUGCAAAGGUUCAAAAAGCAACAGACACGGUCAGAGACACGUUCCUGAUCGACCCGGCGGUCAUCCUGAUCGUGGUGGGCGUGGUCAUGUUCUUCAUCACCUUCUGCGGCUGCAUCGGAGCCCUGCGAGAAAACAUUCCCCUUCUGAAGACGUUCUCCUUCAGUCUGACUCUGGUCUUCCUCACUCAGCUGGCCAUAGCUGUCCUGGGCUUCUUCUAUUCAGACCAGACACGAGACGCUCUGGGGAAGUUUGUGAAUAAAGCCAUCGUGCACUACAGGGAUGACCUGGAUCUGCAGAACCUCAUGGACUACAUUCAGAGAGAGUUCAAGUGCUGCGGCUGGAACAACUACACUGACUGGUCAUGGAACCUGUACUUCAACUGCACCCAGGGGAACCCCAGCUCUGAGCGCUGUGCUGUCCCUUACUCCUGCUGCACCCCCGUACCAGGAGAGGUUGUGAUCAACACCAUGUGUGGCUUUGGGGUCCAGACUCAGAACUACCUGGAGGCCACCAAGUCCAUCUAUCCAGUGGGUUGUGCAGACAGGGCGGUUCUGUGGAUUGAGUCCCACCUGCUAUUGGUGGGGGCUCUAGCUCUGGGUCUCUCCCUGCCUCAGAUUGCAGGCAUUGUGCUCUCCCAGAUCCUCAUCUCUCAGAUCCAGGAUGAGAUCAGCUCAGUGUUGUGAGAAGAGGAUAGCCCGACCGACACAGAAAAUAACAGAACGACUAGGAGAGAACAGAGAGAAGAACUACUGGCCACUCCAGUUAACAAAGGACAUCCAUCUACGGUUUACAUUACACAGCCUCCGGAGCAUCCGGUUUAGUGGUGUGCUGUAUAGACCGUAUGGAAGUGUGUUAUUAUAUGCUGGACUUAGAUGACUAAAGGUUGACAUUGAAAGUGUUUAUUUAUUACAUGAUUUUAAAUAUGAUUUAUAUUGACAUGAGGAUAUUCUUUUCUGAAAAUGACGUAUUAUUUAUAUUUCAAAGUGUGUUUGCUAAUAUAAUUUGCUAUAUAACAUACUGUAAAUGUUGUGUUACAGAACAUUCAAUUGAACAUAACAUUUUCAUAAAUGUUGAAGGUAUACAAAACAUCAUUGGAUAUUGAUCAUUGAUAAUAGACCGUGUUGAGGAUCCAGGUGAUCGUUUCUAUUAGGUCCAUGUACCUGAAGAAUAAAGGCCAUAUUCUUCCACCAAACAUCCAGUCAAUUUGGGAAGGGUACCUCUGCAGUAGCCCCUGGUCCAGACUCAGUGUCAUCCAGCUUUAGGCCCUCUGUGCCCAGGCUAGGCAUGCAGGACAUGGGCUCUCUGGAUCAGCCGGUCAGUGAGGGGAGAGUUGGGCUUAGCUGCCUCACGCUCCACCAACAGACAUCUCCAGGAGGACAGCACAACACAAGACAAAAGGACAGUUCUAGAUUGAGUUCCUUAAGUAGAACAUCUAACUGGAGAACAAAAAGGCUCUCAGCAAUGGUAAUCAGUAGAUACAGAACACAGAGAAUUGUGUCUCUAUUGCACCCAGACACGCUUGCAUUUUACAGACUUCAGGGGUGUCAAUAAGGACAAGCUUAGCCAUGGGAACAUAGUGAUGAAAUUCAACAGUCAAGAUUGCACUGUCGAGAUAUUGUUUUUUCUUCUACUCCCCUAACGAGGGCGCGCAGGGAGCAGAAGACGAGAGAAAAUAAAAUCUUACUGGACAGAGGACCAUUUUCUUAGUCAUGUGUAUUAUACUAUACAAAUAUUGUACAGAUAAAUCAAUAUUGUGUAUUUAGCCAUUCCCUUUUGUUGGGUUCUAACUUAAAACGUAUUCUUGUCAUUAUAUAAAGAACUUAUUGAUUACGUUACAUGUAUAAUAAAUGCAAGCGUCAAGGAUCGAUGAAGGGUGAAUAGGAACUCUGUGUAUGAAAAGUUACUACGAGAGAAAAGGGAAAAACAGUAUGACCGAGGUCUGUCGAGUAAGGCGAAUAGAACGUCACUUGUAAACAUCAUGGAGAAGUGACCGGAUAAAGAGUAGCUGCUACCAGAUGGCUCGAUCACGAAGACAACAGCACAAGAGACAGUACUGGCCUACAGAUAGCAGUUGAGAAGUUACACCCCUAAUCUCAUCUUGACAUAUAAAUGGUUGUUUGAUCAUGUGCAAAGUGUGAUUGCAGCUGAGGCACCCAGUGGGUUGAAUAAAACAGGUUAAAAUGUUUUACUA
Salmo salar (Atlantic salmon) is the source of this 2636-nucleotide messenger RNA. It is a transcript of the gene tspan33b, whose product is annotated as tetraspanin 33b. Gene Ontology annotation, cellular component: plasma membrane. The record is from RefSeq and is a predicted model, not a curated record. NCBI's taxonomy places the organism in Eukaryota, Metazoa, Chordata, Actinopteri, Salmoniformes, Salmonidae.